Molecule: messenger RNA, 672 nt
Organism: Lolium perenne
Lineage: Eukaryota; Viridiplantae; Streptophyta; Magnoliopsida; Poales; Poaceae
Source: RefSeq, a predicted model, not a curated record
CACCCGAUUUCAACGAGUGAUCGGAGGUGCGCAGGCAAGUAAGCAGCUCCCGCGAUGCCAGCCAUGGAAGCCAAACUCACCGGCCAAGAAACCAUCGCAGAGAUCAUGAUGAAGAGGGACAGCGACGACGACGCCGACGACGAACUGCCCAGCGCCGGUGGAGGCAGCGACAGUAGUCAGGAUGCGAUGGUCUUCACUGACGAGGACGACGACGAGCUGUUCGAGCUCGACAUCUCGCUCCUCCGCGGCUUCGACGACGACGACGUCCAGGACCGACACCGCGCUAGUGACGGCGCUGGUGAUUGCGCACAUGCCCUGCUGGCCAACUGCUUGCUGCCGGUGAGCUCGGUCAGCAUGGCGGUGCCGGUGACGGCGAACGACGCCGUCUCAGCCUGCUACGCGUUCUCCACGUACAACAGCCCGAGGAGGUUCAGCGUCGGCAUCAGUGGCGGUGGCAGGAGGAAGCUUGGGCGUGCAGCAGCUGACGGCGGCAUUUCCAGCUGGGCGAGGUUUCGCCUCUCCAGCAGGGGAUUCGCAACCGUGGGGAAUUUCCAGAGAUAGCUGUUCCAUCCUCCGUGUAUACGAAAGAAAUGUCAACACGCAAAUGUGUAAUAUGAUGUGAAAUAGGGCCCCACUAUCAACUCAAAACAAAAAAAAAGUUAUCCUUCUGCA